Messenger RNA from Symbiodinium sp. CCMP2456, 2080 nucleotides. Lineage: Eukaryota; Dinophyceae; Suessiales; Symbiodiniaceae. The record is from the annotation of a GenBank genome assembly.
GCAGUGGCAAAUCGACGCUGCUGCGAUCCAUUCUGAACAAGUAUUUUCCCGACUUCAAGGGGCCUUUGUAUCCCUCAACAGAGUGGGCGCAUGGCUUUGCCAUCAUCGAAGCUUUUGAGGGUGCCGACAGAGGCCGGAGUCUGCUGUCGGGAGUGGGGCUCAGUAGCAUUCCUUCUUGGUGCAAGCCCUACAACGUGCUCUCUACCGGCGAGAAGUACCGAGCCAACCUCGCCCGAGCACUGGAGAAGCGCGGUCCCACGCCCCUCGUUUUCGACGAGUGGACCAGCGAGCUGGACCGCGGCCUCGCCAAGGUUGUCUCUACUGCUCUUGGGAAGCGGAUGAGCCGUGAAUGCGAGAAAGCCACAGAAACUAAGGCUCAGCACCCGCCUGAGAUCAAAGAAGAGAUCAAAGAAGAGGACUGCCGGACGGAGGAGGACGAGGAGAACAAUGAAGAGGCCUUCAAGGAUGAAGAUGCAGAAGAGCAAGGAACGGAAGAAGUGGAGGCCGAAAAGGACGAUGCCAAGGAGGACUGCGGUUUGGCCAACAGCGGAGGGGAGGAGGAGGAGGGUGUGCGGGACGAGGUGGACGAGACGCUGGAAGAAAAUAGCACGGCAGCACCCACACGCGCAGAAGGACGCCCACAUCACCACUUCCUGAAGCUUCUGCAGCGGAGCUAUUGCAUUCAGGCGGACAAAGUCGCCCAGAAAGACGAGCACGAGAAGUCACUGACGGAGGUCCAGGAGGAGCACGUGGAGCAGGAAGCCGCGCAGUCGGAGCAAGGCAUACAAAAGGAGGCUGAGGUGGCCGAAUCGGUGCAGCGAGAGGACGCAGCACCCAAAGAGAGCAAUCCGAAGGACGAGGCCGAAGGACAGGAGGCUCCCGCUACCCUCGGUCCUUACAUCUUCGCAUCCUGCCACGAGGAUGUUCUGCAGUACCUGCAGCCACAGUUCGUGUGUUACUGUGCCGUGGGGCAGAAGCCAAAGCUGCUUGCCAACCCUAAAGCAGGCCAAGCUCCUCGCAUCGAAGGGUUGAUGGAAGGUGACACCAUGCCUGUAUACAAUGAUGUCAUCGGAACUUGGAAGCCUUAUGUCCAGACGAAGGACGCCUGCAUCAUCACCUACAAGGGCUCGAUGCAGGAGGAUGCGGUCAUGAAGCUGCGCUUUAACGGUGGUAAAGAAGUCAAGUGGCUUCGGUCGACUGGCGAUGCCACCUACACGGGCACCAUACACCAAUCUGGGACUUCUUUGCUGCUUCGUUCCUUGAGCAAGAACCUCCUCUCGAUUCAGUACCGAGACAAUGCUUCCGAGGCUUGGAGCAAGGAAGUUCGUUACAGCCGGCUCAUGGUGCCCUUGCCAGAUCAAGUCAAUGCUAUGGCCAAGGAUCCAAAAGCCGUGAAACCCGGUGCCCUGCAGUACAAGGACUGCGACCGCCAAGCCAUGGAGCACCAUGGCUGGUACUUGCCUCCAGAGUGGGCCGGCGACGGCCUCUACCGGGGCUUGACACGCCAAGGCGAUCCUGAGGUCGUGAGAAGUGCCGACUUCAGAUUCGUUCCCGACUGUGAGGAAAAGGAGGACAAGCAGCGCUACCUGGCCACCUAUGUGGGUGAACCAGAUGGCACCCUAAGUGAGAAGCUCGCAAACGUGAGCCAGUUGUUGGAUUGGCCAUUCGAUGGGCUGUGCGCUCAUCGCCUGGACCCUUUGCCAGCACCAAAAGAUUUCAAGCUUGGGGUUAUUACCGGACCCUCAGGCUCGGGAAAAAGUUCGCUGGCUGCUGAUGUGUUCGGCGCCCGCCCGGUGAUUUCCUGGUCUCCUACUGAGCCGGUGAUCGCACACUUCGAAACCCUGGAGCGUGCGUAUGAGUUUCUUGAGGCAGCUCACUUGCAGCCGUCGAUCGCGAUGAGGCCUUUUUCCACGCUCAGCGGCGGCGAGCAGGCGCGCGCGAACAUGGCGCGUGUGCUGGACCUCGGAUGCCAGGGAUCCGGCCGCUUUAAGGCUCUGAUCCUGGAGGAGUUCACGUCUCUGGUGGACCGGGCCACGGCCCAAGCAAUGGCUCGUGGUCUCCAGCAGCUGAUCACGCGGAG